Molecule: messenger RNA, 1211 nt
Organism: Brachypodium distachyon (stiff brome)
Lineage: Eukaryota; Viridiplantae; Streptophyta; Magnoliopsida; Poales; Poaceae
Exons: 4
Coding region: 67-981 (304 amino acids)
Source: RefSeq, a predicted model, not a curated record
ACUUAGCCAAGCUAGCAAGACCAUACCCUAGUUGACAGUUAGCUAGCUAGUUCCCAGCACUCACCCAUGGCCAAAUCCUCCAGCAGCUUCCAGGUCAUCCGUUGCUACGGUGAUCUUGUGGAGAAUGCUAGGCUUAACUUCAGCAACUUGUACUUGCGCCGCAUCAUUUCUGGGCCAAGUGCCAACCAGUUAGAAAUAAUAAGGGGAGACAAUAGUACUAGGCUCGGUCAGACCGCCGUCAACAAUUGGGCGCUCUAUGACGGUGUGGGUCCAGACGCGGAGGUAGUUGCCCAUGCAAAAGGCAUGCAUAUGAAUGCCGCUGGCUGGUACAUUUCAUUCACCAUGGUGUUCCAGAAUGAAAGGUUCAAGGAGUCCGCGCUUGAGGUAAUGGGAGUAAUGGCCAAGAAACAAGGUGAGUGGGCUAUCGUUGGCGGGACCGGCGCCUUUUCAAUGGCACGUGGUGUCAUCGAGAGAAAAUUUCAUUCCGACAUAACUAAUGGGGAAAUGCAAGAGCUUAAUAUCGACGCGUUCUGCCGCAUGAAGAACAUAGAACUUCCGGCUCCAACGAAGGUGGGGCCAUGGGGUACAACUGGCGGUUCCCUUCAGGAAAUUGAAGGAAAACCCCAACGUCUAGAAACGGUGACAAUCUGGAGUGGUAGUAAUGUUGAUGGAAUUUCAUUUACGUACAUCGGUGAAGAUGGGCAGGUUCACACAGCAGGUCGUUGGGGCGAUGACUUUCACUAUAGUACAUCAACGAUCAAGUUUGGCCCUUCCGAGUUUGUCAAAGAAAUAUCAGUGGCAACUUUAGACGAUUAUAUAGUUGAACUUCUAAUUAUCACUGACGUGGCCACAUAUGGGCCUUAUGGAGCACGGAGGAACCAACCUGCUAACCGCUAUACUGCGCCGGCGGACAAGACCAUUGUGGGCUUCUUUGUUAAUUCUGACAGGCACAUCCGCUCGAUUGGUCUCUACGCAGCAUAAAUCAUCAUCAGUAUGGAACUGCAUGUUGUUGUGGCAUAUUUAAUUUCCACUAGUCGAACAACAAGUAUUAUGGCUAGGACUGCCGUGACAUGUUUCUUUCAGUUGUGCUUCUAAUUUCCAAGUUCUAGGAAUAAAAUGUAUGCAUGGCUAGGGUCCUCCCGUGCCAUCUUUGCAUCAGUGAUUUGUUGUCACUUUGUAUGUUAUGUUCCAUCAAAAAUAAAUUUAUCCCA